AUGAAACUCGGCACCAAGAUAUCAGAUGAGUUAGUGUUCCAAUGCCGUUGGAAGUAUGCAAUUUGGAUGAGCAGUUUAGGAGAUAUCACGUUUGUACUGAAGACUGGUAACAGCCGGCCGAACGCACUCAGCCGGACAGGAAGGGAAUUGGCUUCGCUCGGCCUUCUCCAGGACAAAUCCGCGCGCACGACCGGUCCGACCGGGAGGCAAUGGACCACGAUCGACCGAACAUCACAUCACGGCCGACCCGACGGCCGACCACAACCAUAG
Molecule: messenger RNA, 270 nt
Organism: Microthlaspi erraticum
Lineage: Eukaryota; Viridiplantae; Streptophyta; Magnoliopsida; Brassicales; Brassicaceae
Source: the annotation of a GenBank genome assembly